This is a messenger RNA of Gymnogyps californianus (California condor), 1420 nucleotides long. RefSeq names its product ras homolog family member H (gene RHOH). The transcript has 2 exons. Gene Ontology annotation, molecular function: GTPase activity; GTP binding. The record is from RefSeq and is a predicted model, not a curated record. Bases 345 to 920 code for a protein of 191 amino acids. NCBI's taxonomy places the organism in Eukaryota, Metazoa, Chordata, Aves, Accipitriformes, Cathartidae. Gene Ontology annotation, biological process: small GTPase-mediated signal transduction.
UUCAAUUCUUAUGUCAGUGAAGAACUGGAAAACCUUCCUAAUCCACCAAAAGCAUCGGUCUACAGUGGAAGGGGAGACAUUUGGAGCCAGCAAAACCUCUGUAAUGCAGCAGUGAGGAAACGUCAUUUGACUCACUGAAGAAUUAAAACCGACAGCACCACAGAGCCGUGUGGGAGAAAAGGGGAUUUUAGACUCAAGUGACACAAUCAGGUCUUGAGAAGUAAAGAGAUUUGGAUGGUUUCUCACCAAAUGGAAGUUAUCUAGAAACCCUCUGAGACCACUGCCUCUCUCCAUCCCACUCCUGCUGCGCAGAGACGGUGCUGUCGGCCCUGGACGUUAAUAAAAUGCUGGAUUCAAUCAAGUGUGUCCUGGUGGGAGACUCCGCGGUGGGGAAAACAUCUCUCUUGGUACGUUUCACCUCCGAGACUUUUCCAGAUGACUACAGACCCACCGUAUAUGAAAAUACCGGAGUGGACGUCUUCAUGGAUGGUGUACAGAUUAGCCUAGGUCUUUGGGACACAUCUGGCAGCGAUGCCUUCAAAGGCAUUCGCCCCCUCUCAUACCAACAGGCAGAUGUGGUAUUAAUGUGCUACUCGGUGGCAAACCACAAUUCCUUUCUGAACCUGAGGAACAAAUGGAUCGGUGAGAUCCGCAGCCAUUUGCCCCGCAUCCCUGUUUUGGUAGUGGCCACUCAGACUGACCAGCGCGACACAGGGCCCUACCGUUCCUCCUGCAUCAGCCCGAUAGAUGGGAAGCGGCUUGCCCAGGACGUGCGAGCCAAAGGCUAUUUGGAGUGCUCUGCCCUCAGCAACCGGGGAGUGCAGCAGGUGUUUGAGUACGCCGUGCGGACAGCCGUCAAUCAAGCCAAAAGGCAGAACAGGCGGAAGCUCUUCUCCAUUAACGAGUGCAAGAUCUUUUGAGGACCGUCAGCAGUGGUUUUGCCCGCGUUCGUUCUGUCUGUCUUCGAACAAAGAUACUGCAGCAGAGAGAAUGGGAGGUGAAUCAAAGGAGGACUCCUGGCAGGACCACAGUGCAGGUGCCCCUAGUGAGACAGAUGUGCACUCUAUCUGAUCUGCUCCCCCCCAACACACACGGGCACUAUCUUGAAAAACAAAAUGUGCACGUACAUGCCCUUAUUCACAAGCCUGUGUUUGGACUUCGCUAGCCUGGACUGGAGCAGGCCUAGCCUGGAGAUCUGCAGAUAACAGCUGUGCUGAUUUUGUUGUUGUUUCUGUUGAUGUUCCUCAGUUGUUAUUUUGUCUGCAUUUAUUUAAUGACAAACUUCUGCCUGGAUCAGCUCCCACCUCUUGAAGUGUCUGUCCAUGUGGAGUUUUUUUUACUUUAAGAACUUAGUGUAUAAAAUCUAACUACUGUGUAUUCUAUUUAAAAGACUCUUGUAUAUGUUGUUGUAAAAUCCUGA